UAUUUUGGAUUUGAUCAUUUUAAGGGAAAUUCGUUCUUAUUGAAGAUCACCAUGUUGCUGAUUUUUUUUUCAUUUUUGUUUGUGAAGGCAAUGCAUGAUUUUCUUUAUCAUCGGCUUCACUUAGACAAUUAUGAUCAUCUGGAAUUUCCCGGGGUGGUUCCUCGCACUUUCAUCGGUGCUUUGUUGGUGUCUCUUGUUGCGGCUCCAUUUGUGUUAGUUGUAAAUUUGCUGCACUUGCCAAAGUUUUAUGCUCUUGUUACAGUUCGGAUGGCCCUAGGGAGCAUUACCCUAUAUACACUAAGAUUCUUCCGUCACAAGAUAAGGAGUAAAUUUGGGCAUCAAGUAGAAGCCUUCUUUGCGAUACUAACUGCCAUUCAAUUUCACUUCCUUUUCUAUUGUACUCGUCCACUUCCUAACAUUCUUGCCUUAGCUGUAGUUAAUUUGGCAUAUGGAUACUGGCUUGAGGGGCGCUUUUAUGCAGCUCUGAACUCUCUGAUUUUUGCUACAACCGUAUUCAGAUGUGACAUAGUGUUACUUCUAGGCCCCCUUGGGCUACAAUUCCUCUUGGAAGACAAAAAAAUUUCACUAUGGGGUGCUCUGAAACGUUGCACUAUGAUGGCCUUCUUCUGCAUAGGUAUAACCAUAUUGGUUGAUUCAAUCAUGUGGAAGAGGUUAUUGUGGCCUGAAUUUGAAGUCUUCUGGUUUAACUCUGUACUAAACAGGAGUUCUGAAUGGGGAACGCAUGCUUUCCACUGGUACUUCACCUCAGCACUUCCUCGUUCAUUGCUUGCUGCAUAUCCACUUUCACUGUUUGGUCUCGUUGUAGACAGAAGGGUUCGAUCUUUCACUUUGCCAGUUCUUGCCUUCAUUUUGCUUUAUUCUAAGCUUCCCCACAAGGAGCUUCGUUUUAUUAUAAGUUCAGUACCAAUUUUCAACUUAUCAGCUUCGGUUGCAGCCAGUAGAAUUUACAACAAUAAGAGAAAGAUGAUCUGGAACUUGCUUUUCAUCAUUAUGUUGGGGUUGUUUCUAAUCAGUCUAGGAGGCACCAUCACAACUUUCAUGGCAUCAUACUGGAACUAUCCUAGUGGUCAUGCCUUAAAAAGAUUGCAUGCAAUUGGUUUUCAUAACAAUACACAUGAACAGUGGGUUCACAUUGAUACAUUUUCAGCCAUGAAUGGAAUAUCUCGCUUUUGUGAAAGUGAUUUCCCUUGGAGGUAUUCUAAAGAGGAAGAAAUAAGCAUGCAAGAACUUGCGCAGAGGAAUUUCACUUUUCUUAUAAAUGAACAUCCUGUGAUCAAUGGAUUCAAGUGUCUAUUUACUGAAGAUGGAUUCUCAAGAAUUCACUUGAAUCCAGGCUUUCCACCUGUUUUACUGGUUAAAAAUCCCAAAGUGUUUAUCCAUGGAAAUUUAAGGAACAUGGAUCUUUUCAACAAAAAUUGGCCUGGCUGCUCAUAAUCCCUGUCUGUAUCAUACAAAAUAUCGAACUCCAGGUUUGAAGGGUAUUGCUUCUCUUUUUCCACUUCCCUAAAAGGACCAUUAGGAAGGAGAAGAGAGUGCAAGUUUGUGUGAAGCUUAUAUUGCAAGACCUACUAACAAUUGCAUGCCUAAGCCUUUUAGUGGUUAAUUGGAACUAGAAAUCUAGAGAAUUAACUUAAUCCUUUUCUGCUUGCAGAAUAGUUGAUCUUGUAAGUUGUAACAUUUGAGGCAUUGAUUUCUCUUGAAAUGAGUAUUACCAAAUUUUUGAGUCAUAUAUAAAAGGUUCAUCUGUACGCAAUCUUCUUUGGGAUUA
Molecule: messenger RNA, 1789 nt
Organism: Arachis duranensis
Lineage: Eukaryota; Viridiplantae; Streptophyta; Magnoliopsida; Fabales; Fabaceae
Product: dol-P-Man:Man(7)GlcNAc(2)-PP-Dol alpha-1,6-mannosyltransferase
Exons: 18
Coding region: 52-1455 (467 amino acids)
Biological process (GO): protein N-linked glycosylation
Cellular component (GO): endoplasmic reticulum membrane
Molecular function (GO): alpha-1,6-mannosyltransferase activity
Source: RefSeq, a predicted model, not a curated record